Messenger RNA from Rana temporaria (common frog), 654 nucleotides. RefSeq names its product galectin-1-like. Lineage: Eukaryota; Metazoa; Chordata; Amphibia; Anura; Ranidae. The transcript is spliced from 4 exons. The coding region runs from base 1 to 555 and encodes 184 amino acids. Gene Ontology annotation, molecular function: laminin binding; carbohydrate binding. The record is from RefSeq and is a predicted model, not a curated record.
AUGGGGAAUGCUCUGAACUGUAUUGUGGGGUGUUGGAAGUGGUUGGCUAAGUGUUGUGGUGUGAGGGCAGAGGUUGGUGUUGGGUAUGUCCGGGCCUGCCUACAACCCCCCUUCUCUGGUAUACAGGGUGUAAUAAUUCUCUCCUUUUCUCCCUUACAGGCGAUUGUCUUGUAUAACUUCAACCUCAAACCCGGUCACUCCGUGGAGGUGGGGGGCUUCAUUCCGAAGGACUGUAAAAGGUUUUCCAUAAACUUGGGGAAAGGGGAGAAAAAUGUAGUGCUACACUUUAACCCUCGCUUUGAGGCCCUUAAAGACGACCACAAGAUAAUCUUGAACUCGAUGGUGGGCGAUGUCUACGGAGAGGAGCGGAGAGAAAGCUUCUUCCCCUUCCAGGAGGGAUCGGACACCACGGUUUCCUUCCAGUUUGAGAAGGAGAAGAUCAUCAUACAAUUGCCUACCGGAAAUCCUCUCUCCUUUCCAAUCCGCUUUCCCAUAGAGGCGAUCUCGUAUUUGUCUGUGGAAGACCUCCAGCUCAAGUCCAUCACACUAAAAUGAAGAAUCCCUGCAAUAGAGGAGCCGCCUGUCCCUGGCUCUGAAAUGGCCAUAGGGGACGAAAUGGAUUCUAAUCUUGUUUUGUAACCCCCCCCCCCCCCC